GACCGUCCACCAUGGCCCCUCCUGCUGCAACUCUCCCCCAGCCCGCGGCUGCCGACGAGGCCAUCUUCUUCUCCAAGCUAUCGAAGACAAACGGCACGUCUAACGGCACGCAUGUAGACAAGAACGAGUAUGAUGUUCUAGAGAACUACGAGGGCAAGUACCGCUUUGCGCCCAUUGAGGAAGCGCAGGUCUCCAGGGCCAUGAUCAAGAGGUACUUCAACACGAUGUACGAACGCGCCGUCUCGGACGUCGUGAUCAUCGGUGCCGGAAGUGCUGGCCUAUCCUGCGCUUAUCACCUCGGGAAGUCUCGUCCUGAUCUGAAGGUGACGAUCAUCGAAGCAGGUGUCGCGCCUGGCGGAGGUGCUUGGCUCGGAGGCCAGCUCAUGACACCCAUGGUCGUUCGCAAACCGGCCGACCGCUUCCUCACAGAGAUCGGCGUCCCCUUCGAGGACGAGGGCCCCUUCGUCGUCGUAAAACACGCGGCGCUCUUCACCUCCACGGUCCUCUCGCGCGUGCUCGCGAUGCCGAACGUCGUGCUCAUGAACGCGACCGCGGUCGAGGAUCUCAUCGUCCGCGAGGACUUCGCCGGGCGCCAGCGCGUCGCGGGCGUCGUCACGAACUGGACGCUCGUCGCGCUAAACCACGACACGCAGUCGUGCAUGGACCCGAACGUCAUUACCGCACCGGUCAUCAUCACCGCGACGGGCCACGACGGACCCAUGGGCGCCUUCUCCGCGAAGCGCCUCGUCAGCAUGGGCCUGCUCAAGGAGCUGGGCAACAUGCGCGGUCUGGACAUGAACAGGGCAGAGCCUGCCAUUGUGAACGGCACUCGGGAGGUGGCUCCUGGUCUGAUCAUGACGGGUAUGGAGCUUUCGGAACACGAUGGGUCGAACCGUAUGGGCCCUACGUUUGGUGCCAUGAUGGCAAGUGGUGUCAAGGCUGCAACCGAAGCAAUCCGUAUCUUCGAGUCCGCUCGCAUCGUCGAUGGCAAGAUUGUAGGUUAAGCAAAAAGUGUAGAUCCAAAGCCGUCAAGAAAUAGGCAAUGU
Postia placenta MAD-698-R-SB12 is the source of this 1046-nucleotide messenger RNA. RefSeq lists its product as hypothetical. The transcript is spliced from 5 exons. The coding region runs from base 12 to 1004 and encodes 330 amino acids. NCBI's taxonomy places the organism in Eukaryota, Fungi, Basidiomycota, Agaricomycetes, Polyporales, Adustoporiaceae. Gene Ontology annotation, biological process: thiamine biosynthetic process. The record is from RefSeq and is a predicted model, not a curated record.